UCGAGAGAGCAAGUUCCGCGAGUUCAGAAGCCGACAGGUGAUAAUUGAAACAAUAAAUAAUGUUGAUUGUUCAAUAAACGGGUUUACAAAUUUAUUAACCAGCUUUCUGCCAAGUGUCAGCUCGAUAUUUUGUCAAGAAUUGGCUCGAACUGUUUUCAUAUGGACGUGUACCAAAACACGUGCUUUGUUUUCUGCCUAUUUUUUUUAUCACGCGUGAAGAUAAUUAUUUUCUUAGAUGAAACAGAUUGAGAUUGAUAUCAUAGUAACAAAAUACAUGUUUAAUUGAAACUGUCCUUCUAUCAUAACUUAUUGCGGUAGCGGCGAUGAACAGACUGAAGGAGGGGAUGGUGACCCAGGGUCCUUGCAGGCUUCCAAACAGAUGAAAGAACCCAAGACUCCAACAAAAUAUCCUCUUAGUCCAUCAAAAACAUUCCCAAAGAAGAAAGGGAGAAACCCAAGUAAGAGUGACAAGAAAGCAAGCAGGGUUCACCACACCGGGCUACGGGUACUUUAUACAGCCGGAAGACCUCCUUGGUAUAAUACUCACGGUGAACUUAAAGAUGCAUUUGUUAUAGGUGUAUAUGGUGGGAGUGCAUCUGGUAAGACAACAGUUGCGAAGAGAAUUAUUGAAGCAUUAGAUGUACCCUGGGUCAGUUUACUUAGUAUGGAUUCCUUCUACAAGGUACUUGGGGAGAAAGAACAUGAAGCAGCUAACAGAAACGAGUACAAUUUUGACCACCCAGAUGCCUUUGACUUUGAGCUGCUCACCAAAACACUGCGGAGACUGCGGUCCGGAAAGAAAGUAGAUGUACCAGUGUAUAAUUUUGUCACACAUGCUAGAGAAAGUCAAAGUAAAACAAUUUAUGGAGCAAAUGUUGUGAUAUUUGAAGGUAUAAUGGCCUUUGUGAACAAAGAUUUAUUACCAUUGAUGGAUCUGAAAGUGUUUGUUGACACAGACAGUGAUGUACGUCUUGCACGUCGAAUGAAGCGUGAUAUAUCAGAGAGAGGUCGAGAGCUAGAGGGCGUACUUAAACAAUAUAACAAAUUUGUUAAACCAGCAUUUGAACACUACAUAGCACCAACAAUGAGCUUUGCUGAUAUAAUUGUGCCAAGGGGCGGUGAAAACAAAGUAGCAAUAGAUCUGUUUGUACGUCAUGUACAUACUCAACUGAACAAGCGAGGAUUCUGUCUCCGUCAGAUAAUGGCCAAUGCGGGUAACAAUGGUCAUCCGCCACCAUCAUCCCUAUGUGUGCUGGAAUCCACACCUCAAGUCAGAGGCAUUCAUACAUUUAUCAGGAACAAAGACACUGCGAGAGACGAGUUUAUAUUCUAUUCCAAACGACUGAUGAGACUGCUCUUUGAAUAUGCAAUGAAUUUUCUACCUCAUAAGAAAGUCAAUAUUGAGACAGUGCAAGGGGUGCCAUAUGAAGGUCACAGACUGGACACAAAAAAGAUUGUUGGUGUAUCAAUUCUGCGAGCUGGUGAGACAAUGGAACAAACAUUAUGUGAAGUGUACAAGGAUAUUACUAUAGGAAAAAUAUUGAUACAGACCAACUUGGAUACAGGGGAACCAGAGUUACAUUACUUGCGUCUACCAAAGGAUAUUAAAGACUCCCAUGUGAUGUUGAUGGAUGCAACAGUUGCCACGGGAGCAGCGGCCAUGAUGGCUAUACGGGUGUUACUGGACCACGAUGUUCCAGAGGAGAACAUCAUUCUUUUGUCAAUGCUCAUGAGGGAUUCAGGUAUUCACACAAUAGCAUAUGCAUUCCCUAACGUAAAGCUUGUCACAACAGCUGUGGAUAAAGAAGUGAAUGAAAAGUUCCAUAUUGUUCCAGGCAUUGGUAAUUUUGGUGACAGAUACUUCGGAACAGACUAUUACGACAGAGAGGAAGUGUCCUGAUGAAACAUCAUCAUUAUCAUCAUCAUUAUCAUCAUGAAACAUAUCUUCAUUAUCAUUAUCAUCAGUCUUGUCACAUUGCUCCCAUCAUCAGAAUCUUGAUGAAACAUAUCAUCAUCAUCAGUACUAUCUUACUGGACUCAUCAUCAUCAUCAGUUUUCUGAUGAAACAUGCACUCAAUCAUUUUAAAAAUGUAAGACCUGCUAAAAUUAUUGUCUAUUUCAGGUAAUACUUUUGAUAACAAAAUAAACAUAAACCUAUUACAUAUGAUUACUAGCGUUUAAUUUUGAAAUCACUCAUGCAUGAAAGUAAUUCGGAGCAUAUAUCAUGAUUUCCAAUCUGCCGUACAUUUGGUGCAAUAUGGUCAGUAAAAUGAAAAUGUCUUCUCUGUUGACUGACUCGUUCUUAAAAAUCAUAUUUUUGUUAGAAAGAUUGUUGACUUUUUCAUUUGUAUAUGCAUAGGGAGUGAUUUUACAGUACUUUGAAUAUAUCUUCCAAAGUUUAACAUGAAGCAACAAGUUACUCUGGUAAGAUAUUUCAAAGUUUUUAUAAUUUUAGGCAGGUUUUAAAACUGAUAGCAGAAUAAACUUUUGUUUACACCUGAAACUCAUUGUUAAUAAGCACAAGUAUAGACUGUUUUGAUCUUAAAAAUGUUCAGUAGGUGUUGAAGAAUACACAAAGUCAUUUUGAGGAUAAAUACUUUUUGCUGAUUUGAUCAGCAUAUCGGGAGAAAAUCCUGAUUUUGAUACAUCUUGGGUCAUUUUAUGACUUUUUUGUAGUGUGUGUUUUGUGAAGCUUAGGCAUUUUAUCAUUACAUUUUAUUUGUCAAAUAUGAGUUAUAAAAUAACUGAAAGUCCUGUAAAGUUUUUUUUUUGUUUUUUUUUUAAACCUUUGUCAAAACGAGAAGUGACGCAGAGCUAUGCAAGUGUUGCAUUUUUAAAGUUGUUCAGUGCAUCAACAUUGUCCUCAGUUUGUCACAUUACAGUCAUGAUGAUGAUGAUGAUGAUGAUGAUUUAUAAGCCUCAAAAUGGUUUCAAGCUUUGCAUUUUUGGCUCAGUUUUAGUGGCUAAUUGUUAUCAUCAUCACUCACCAUCACUGUCAGUUUCGUAGUGUUGAGUGUAUCAGAGUCCACGUCUGUAGUCUUAUGACAGGACUGCCAUUUUCAUUAUCAUCAGCAUCAUCAGUUCCUUAAUGCAGAUGUCACAGUGAGUGUCUGCAGUCUUGUAACAUGACCACCAUCAUCGUCGUAAUCAUCCUAACAAACAACUGUGGUUGUUGCCAGGGGCAACAUCAUGUUGCUACUAAUGUGUUCUAACUGGGAUCAUUAUCCCUAUCCUGUGAUUAUAAAAUGCUGCCGUUUUGAUUUGUAUGGACUGAAAUCUCAUUUUCAUUUUAUGCCAAUAGAUCUCGUAUGUAACUGGAAAGUCGUGUUUCUUUUUCAAAUUUAUUGAAAAAUAGAUCUUCACCUCAAUGUGUACACGUGUAUGAGAACUGUGUUAUAAUAAGCUGAAUGUGUACACGUGUAUGAGAACUGUAAUGUACUUGGAAUACACAUGAACUUGUGUUUCCUUGAACUGUGAAUGUAUAGUGGACAGGUGUUAGGUACUGGUGUACUAAUUAUGUCUGCUGUAUAAUAUUUAAUUUGGUUCAUACUGAAUAAUAUAACAUGCCAAAAAUAUCUUGAUAAUCAUGAUUAUCAUUAUCCGUAGGUUUGUAUAUUGUACUUAUUGCUCAUGCUGUGAAUAAUUUUUGUUGUUUGAAAUGUUGAUUCUUAUAUUGCCGAGUCCUGUAUUUAAUCAUUGUCUAUUGGUCCACGUGUGUACGUUGACAUUCAUCGAAAGAAAAAAUACCCAUAUGUCACCAUUUUACAAUGGUCCAUUUUGAUGGGAUUUUGCUGAAAUUUGUGUUCAGUAUUCAUUUAUGUAUGAAAAUGUUUACUACAUAUGAAAUAUGAAAGAUCUAGAAGUUUUAGAGUUGUUUUAAUAAAGGGCAACAAGUAUUACUUUACUCACACUUAUAUAGUACAUUUGUGUAUGUGAAGCAAAGCAAUGCCAUAUUUUUGUACAACAUAAUUUUUGAUAGCUUGAUAUUUAACAAGUCUUAGUUCGGAAUGAACAUUUUAUAUAGAAGUAUUUCACCUUUAUCAUAUUUAUAAUGUCACCUUUAUCACAUUUACAAAGUUUGUUUUAAAAGCAGAGCUUGUUAAAGUAAGCAUUAUCUGCUAUGUAUUUUAUGAGUUUGUUUUUAACCCUUAUCAUGCUGAACUCGAUUGAUUCUGCCAUUGCGGCCAGUGCAGAUCAUGAUCGGCCUGCACAUCCGUUCAGUCUGAUUAUGACCUGCACUGUUCGCCAUUUAGUCAGUAUCUUUUUGGUAAGCACCAUUUUUAACAGUUAAUGGUACAGUCCAAAUUGAAAGAUGUAUAAGUUCAUUUAGAAAUAUAGCAGGGUAAGGGUUAAGAAUGUUUUCUCUUUCAAUCAGUGAAGAUCAGUUUUACUGGAUACUGCUUAAGAAUAUGAAGGAAUGUUGAGAUUGUUUAAACUCAUUUUUGGUAGAGUUUUGUGUAGUGGUCAUAAUUCAGGCUUAAAAUAAAUGUACAUACUAGUUUCUUUUAAAGAAAUGUAAUAAAGAAUUGUUGGAGAUGUGAGGAGAGUAAUAAUCUCUUUUUUAUAGUAAUAAUCUCGAUAAUCUCUUCUUAUUUUGUAGUAAUCAUCUCUUUUUUGUAGUAAUAAUCUCUUUUUUGUAGUAAUAAUCUCUUUUUUUGUAGGUAAGUGUAAAAUUUUAUGAAAACCAAUGUCAGGGCUUUGCGACCAGUAUGGAUCCGGAUUUAUGCAGUCUGAUCAUAAUCUGUACUUUUCACUUAAAAGUUGCAUACAAAUGCUGAAAUUAAUAAACACACAGUAUGGAUGUGGGGAUAAACAAACAAUAAACAAAUAGUAUGGAUGUGGGGAUAAACAAACAGUAUGGAAGUGCACAAAUCUAGAUCCCUGCUGGUUUCAAAGCCCUUACGUCGGUUUUUGCACAGCGCCGUUUUAGAUAAUCAUAGAGGAUAACAAGAUGCAUAACAUUUCUCUUUCUGCAGUGUGAAGAAAUGCUGCAUGGUGAUUAAGACCUUGUAAAGUGAAUGUUUGAAGUUUAACUCCAUGUAUAUUUACAACAUGGGAAACCUUGAAAUAAUUUAUAUGGAAUUGUUACUUAUUUAACUUACCUUGGGAAACAUUCUUUUGCUACACUAUGUAAUUUUAGCACUUGCUUAUAAUUACCUAUACCAUUUAAACUGGCUGUCAGUUAAUUACCUAUCUAUAGACAAAAUGAAAAUGUUGAUCUUUUUGCUUCUAUUUACUUGCUAUUGAAAUGUUAUAUUGUAAGCAUUUUUUCUUCCCUUCUUAAACAUUCUGUUAAUAUUUCCAUGGUCAUUUUUUACACCAGCCCUUAUAACACUGUAGUGUUUACAUGCAUGUCCAUCCAUGUAUAUAUGCCAGUUCUUCACUUAUUCUAGUCGGUGGCUGUUCCAAUCAUUUGUAUUUAAUGGCUGUUUCACCCACAUGUAUAAGAGUUCUCAUGACAUUAAAAAACAAUACAAACAUGUACAUUUAUGAUACAUUCCUGUUCAUUCCUAGUUGUAAUUAGACAACUUUUUAUUUGAUUAUAAUAAAUUUUUAAGGGCGGAGUUAAGAGAAAAACAGUUACUAAAGAGUCAUAUACAUCCCAUUUGCAACUUAAACCAGUGAUAGAUUCUUGCUCGCUUUACUAUUCAUGUAAUAGCAGAAAUAUGAUAUACACAAAAUGACAUUAUUUGUGUAAAUACCCUACUAAUACCAUGGUUACGUAACCAGACUGCUGCUAUUGUGAAAAAAAAAAUUAAUGUAAUGCAUAGGAGGCCUCCACUGACGAGUGAUAAAUGUCGUUGAUUUAGAAUCGCGUGUCUCUCACAUCAGGAUAGAAACUUUGCAACUGCCAUUAUGUGAAGAAACCAUUUAGCUAGCUUGGGGAAUUUAAGGUAGAUCUUCCUAGGCACCUUAAUGUGCCAGUAGUAAUGCAUUAAAAGGGCACCUGGAACAUUCUCCAUGAUCAAAAAAAGGUAGAAGGUGGCAGUAUUGACCAGUACUGUGUCCUGUGAUUUAACUCCCAGAAACAAGAUAAUACUGUAUGUAGUUUCUGAUGAAAUAUAAGUGUACAAUUCAAGUAUACACAGAGUGCUUUGAAUCUCAUUAUGUUCUAUUUAUAACUUCAGUAGGUGCUAUUUCACAACUCGGAAACUACCUGUGUUAUUCCUAUAUUUAUCUCAGUGGUACUUUGUUUCCAUGGUUAUGUAUUUGUAAAUAAUGGUUCUUAUUAGAAUGUGUGUGACUUUUUAUCAUGUUCUUUUGGUAUGAUG
This is a messenger RNA of Mercenaria mercenaria, 6272 nucleotides long. RefSeq names its product uridine-cytidine kinase-like 1. Bases 380 to 1900 code for a protein of 506 amino acids. NCBI's taxonomy places the organism in Eukaryota, Metazoa, Mollusca, Bivalvia, Venerida, Veneridae. Gene Ontology annotation, cellular component: cytoplasm. The record is from RefSeq and is a predicted model, not a curated record. The transcript is spliced from 13 exons. Gene Ontology annotation, molecular function: kinase activity; ATP binding.